Molecule: messenger RNA, 2153 nt
Organism: Tricharina praecox
Lineage: Eukaryota; Fungi; Ascomycota; Pezizomycetes; Pezizales; Pyronemataceae
Product: WD40-repeat-containing domain protein
Exons: 4
Coding region: 87-2153 (688 amino acids)
Biological process (GO): anaphase-promoting complex-dependent catabolic process; positive regulation of anaphase-promoting complex-dependent catabolic process; positive regulation of ubiquitin protein ligase activity
Cellular component (GO): anaphase-promoting complex
Molecular function (GO): ubiquitin ligase activator activity; protein binding; anaphase-promoting complex binding
Source: RefSeq, a predicted model, not a curated record
CCACUACCACCACCACCACCGCCGCCAACACCAACACAACACGACCAUCCUCACCAUUUCAAGCCACCCUAGAGAAUACGGAUACGAUGACAACUAGACCUCCAGAUGGUGGAGGCACCAUCGAUAACGACACAUCUGAUGGCGGCCCUCCCAGAACGCCAACAUCUCGUGUUCGCCAUGACGGUACGACCUCGCCCUUCGGCGAUUCUCCGUCUCCCUCGCAGAUACUAGCCUCGAUGCGACUCACCCUCCCCGUCGGCUCACCCUUAGCAAGACAUUCCCCGUCUCGCAAUUCGCACAGAACGCCCGACCGCUUCAUACCCUCUACCACAAGCCGUCACAGCUUCCGGAUGGGUGCCCCUGCCGAGAACCUUUCCCCAGAGGCGCGGCUUCUCCGCCGCCACAUUCCCGACACCACCGGUAACCAACAGCGUAGUAUGUCACCGGAUACGUCGGCCAUCGAGCGUGCCCGUGUUGAGGCUGCGAGAGGUAGUCCGUUGAACAGGAGGCUCUCCACUGGCACUAUCGGUGUCUUCGGGAUCGGAUUGGGACACAGCAGUCCGGUGGACCCUACGGCGCCGCCGCAGAGACAGAGGGGACGUGAGAUCAAUGGUGGAAUCCUGGACAAUAGAAGAAAUCCAGAGAAGGAAAAGGAGGAGCUUGCGUUGAGGAUCUCCGCUGCUCUUGGAGUUGACCGAAACCGUAAGGUCCUGAGAUUCAAUGGCGUGUACGAGCAUGAUGCCACGGGCAUAAUUCAUCGGGGCGGUCUGCCUGGAAACCCCGGCUUCGGCAGCUCAAACAUCAGACUGUGGGACUCGGUGAUCGGACUAGACGAUGACGGAUUCCCGAAGCCUCCCUCUGCAAGCAAGAAGCAUCGCCGUAUCGUCCCGACUACUCCGUUCCGUGUUCUGGAUGCUCCCGGUCUUAGGGACGACUACUACUGUAGUCUGAUAGCUUACAGCGCGGCCUCCCAUUCUCUCGCAGUGGGCCUUCACAGCGACGUGUACAGUUGGGAGGAAGACACUGGAGCUCGACCAUUGGCGCAUUGGUCGAAUGCACACGUAACAUCGUUGGCGUUCUCAUGCGAGCAGGCAAACAACGACAUUCUUGCGAUCGGCCGCAUCAAUGGCUCGCUCACCCUGUGGUCUCCCAGCGAACUGCGUCCAAGGCUUAACCAGCUGCACACGUCUAGCAUUGCGUGCCUGGCUUGGAAGCCGAGGGUUUCUCCCCGCCAGCGCAAAGAUAACCUGCCGGUCGUUUUGGGACCCGGCGUGGGUUUUACCGAAGACCUGCUCGUUGGAGACGAAGUCGGAAAUGUGUUCCUCUACAAGGUGGAAUGGGGCAGAUGGGACCACGAUAUGCACCUUCAUCCGCCUAAUGCGACCAUGAUCUUGAUGCGCCGUAUCAUCGUGCACAGCCAACAGAUCUGCGGACUCGCGUGGAACGUGGACGGAAGCCAGUUCGUCACCGGUGGAAAUGACAACGUCGCCUUUCUAUUCACGACCACGGAGAUGGAAGGCACCAGGAACCAGCAUGGAUAUCUUGAGCCCAAUGCCCAGAUGACGAUCUAUGGCGGUGACAAACAUCGCUGGCAGCAUAGCGCCGCUGUCAAAGCCAUCGCAUUCUGUCCCUGGCAAAAGUCCCUCCUCGCAACUGGCGGCGGCAGUAACGAUCGUUGCAUCCACUUCUUCCACACGGGCUCAGGCGCCACCCUCAGCACGAUCAACGUAGCCGCGCAAGUCACCUCCCUCCUCUGGUCGACCAACCACCGUGAGAUCGCCGCGACGCUGGGCUACGCCAACCCGGACCACGCGGUGCGCAUCGUCGUGUACUCCUGGCCGCAAUGCCAACAAGUCGUGCAGGUCCCAUGGCAGGAGGACAUGCGCGCCUUAUACGCGGUCGCAUACCCAGGAGGUCCCCACGCCGACCGCCUGCUUCGCCAGCUGGGGGGUGCCAGGAAACCAAAGAGGAAGCAGAGCCGCCAUCCUGAGGGCUGCAUCGUCGUUGCCGCGAGCGAUGAGACUGUGCGCUUCCAUGAGAUUUGGGGCGCUGACAGAAGGGUCGUCAUGCAGAAACAGGGCGUCCUCGGGGGCAGCGCUAUCCUGGAGGGCCUUGAGGGCAUUGAGGGCGAUGGUGAGGAGACGAUUCGUUAG